ACUUGGCGGAGUAAAAAACAAUCUGUUGUGUCACGAAGUAGUGCAGAAGCUGAACUUCGGUCACUUGCUCAUGGAAUAUGUUAGGAGGUUUGGUUAAAAAAGAUUCUAAUGGAAAUAAAAUUCUUGGUUAUUACUCCCAUGAAAGUAUGGUGCGACAAUUAAUCAACAAUCAGUAUAGCUAAAACUUCUGUACAUCAUGAUCGAACUAAACACGUGGAGAUAGAUAGGCACUUCAUCAGAGAGAAGAUUGAAGAUCAAACCAUUAUAAUACUCCAUGUUCCUAGUAGUCAACAAAGUGCAGAUAUUUUAACAAAAGCACUUAUCAAAAGACACUUCAACGAAUUGAUAUUCAAUCUAGGCUUACUCAACAUUUACGUAAUCUAGAUUGAGGGGAGUAUAGAAAUAUUAGGAAUAAGUUAUAUUUAUUGUUACUGCUUUCUGUUUUUGUCAGACAACCAGGCACCGUAAUAGAAUGCUAGCUGUCAUUUGCUAGGGAAAGUUAAUUUGUUUUUUCCCUUCUGUUUUGUCUAUAAAAUGAGACACUGAUAAUUGAUGUAAUAAGAUGAAAAAAUAAGUUUUUCCUACUCUCAAAAUCUUCACAAGUCUCUUUCUGCUUUUUGCUGGCCUAAUUUUGGGAUUUUUUUGCUUUCAUGUAUUUUCGUAAAUGAUUGUUUACGUGUUUGAACACUCUCUGAUAUUUUGCUCUCAAUAUGUAAUGCUUUAUAUUUAAUUUGAGCUUGGCUUAUGGUUCCUGUAUAUGAGUGCAUGGCCUUGCGUAGGUUGUUUUAAGAUAUGGAUUUUUGUGUUGGAAGCUGGCUUAUAUUUAUGUAAAGCUUGCUUAUUUAGGAUUUCUUAGGGGCUCCAAUCAUGAUUGUUUGAAUUUUAUCCGUCAUGAUUGCUAAAAUUUCAUCCCUCUCAAGGAUGAUUCAUGUGAUCACUUGGACGCCCACUGAAAAUGAUAUUUACUCUGUCACAAGGAGAGCCUUAUAUAUUCUCAAUGAUAGUGUGAAGUGCUUGCAUGCACACCAGUAGAAGCCAAUCCGAGCUCUGAUUAACAAAGACAGAGAAUGUUGAAUGCCAUGAGGGUGAGAUGGCCAAAGGUUUUAACACCAACUCACCUCUCUCAAAUCAUAAGGAACCAAAAAAACCCACUAACAGCCUGCAACUAUUCAAGGGAAGCAAAAGAAAAAUACCCGAAUUAUCAUCACAAUGGCUCUGUCUAUGCAACCAUGAUUGGCAUCCUUGGAAAUGCGGACAGAAUUACUGAAAUGAAAGAAGUGAUUGAGCAAGUGAAAGAAGAUUCUUGUGCUUGUAAAGAUUCAGUUUUUGCAUCAAUAAUACAGACAUUUUCAAGAGCUGGAAUGCUAAACGAGGCUGAGACUCUUUUCAAGAAACUUCAUCAAUUUAACUGCAUCAGUUGGACUCAAUCUUUCAACACUCUUUUGCGGGAAAUGGUGAAAAAGUCGAGACUUGAGAGUGCCUAUCAUCUUUUCUCAGAGAAUUCUUAUGGAUGGGAGGUGAAAUCUAGGGUUCAGUCUUUAAAUUUGCUUAUGGGGGCUCUUUGUGAACGUAACCGCUCUGAUUUGGCAUUGCAAGUUCUACAAGAGAUGAAUUAUCAGGGUUGCUAUCCAGAUAGGGAAAGUUAUCAAGUCUUGAUGAAGGGAUUGUGUGGAGAUGGGAGGUUGCACGAGGCAACACAUUUAUUGUAUUCAAUGUUUUGGAGGGUCUCACAGAAGGGCAGUGGUGAGGAUGUUGUGAUCUAUAGAAUACUUUUAGAUGCUUUGUGUGAUAAUGGAAAAGUUGAAGAGGCUUUGGAGAUACUUGUUAAAAUCUUAAGGAAGGGGCUAAAGGCUCCAAAACGCAGUUAUUGUCGUCUUGAUCCUAGUCAGUUUAGUAACUGCAAGGAUACAGAGGGCACAAAGCUUUUAAUUAAUGAAGUUCUGAUUAGAGGGAUAAUUCCUAGUUUGGCCAGUUACAGUGCUAUGGCGAUUGAUCUUUAUAAUGAAGAUAGGGUUAUUGAAGGUGAUAUGGUGCUGUACAAAAUGCGCAAUAGAGGCUUUUGGCCAACCCCACAAAUAUACGAAGCAAAGAUGGCUGCAUUGUGCAAGGAUGGUAAAGUUGAAGAGGCAUUGAAAGUAGUUGAUGAAGAGAGGGCAAAAGGGUACUUGGCUCCAAAUGUUAGAAUAUAUAAUAUUCUAAUGAAAGGUCUGUGUGAUGAAGGGAAGUCGGCACUGGCUGUUGAAUACCUGAAGAAAAUGGCUAAGCAGGUCGGCUGUGUUGCUAACAAGGAAACUUAUGAUAUUUUAGUGAAUGGACUAUGUUCCAAUGGUAGAUUUCUUGAUGCAAGCCGAGUUUUGGAGGAGAUGUUGAUAAAAUCAUAUAGGCCUUGUCUCGAAACAUAUAACGUUCUGAUAGGGGGUCUUUGCUCCGUGCAGAGGCUGUAUGAAGCUGUGAUGUGGGUGGAAGAGAUGGUUAGCCAGGGUUUGCUGCCAGAGAUUUGUGUUUGGCGGUCUUUGGUUUCAUCUGUGUGCUGCAAUGCAAGUGAUCUUGAUAAUUGUUAUGAAACCUUAAAUCAUCCGAGUAGUGUGUCCUAGCUGAUUUCUGUAUCAGUUGAUACUUGUUUUAGCCUUUACCUGAUAUGUACUUUUAUAGCUUUGAACUUGUAAAUUAACUUCCAAGUUUUUCAAAUUAAUUAAUUAAUUAUGGCCAU
Messenger RNA from Carica papaya (papaya), 2710 nucleotides. Its product is annotated as pentatricopeptide repeat-containing protein At1g05600-like. The record is from RefSeq and is a predicted model, not a curated record. Gene Ontology annotation, cellular component: mitochondrion. Gene Ontology annotation, molecular function: protein binding; mRNA binding. Lineage: Eukaryota; Viridiplantae; Streptophyta; Magnoliopsida; Brassicales; Caricaceae. Gene Ontology annotation, biological process: RNA splicing; mitochondrial RNA processing.